CUAUCGUUAUCGGUCAUAUGAGUAUCGCGCGUGAAUGAGAAGAAGCUCUCGUCCCAACUAUUAACAUUUAUAUAGUAAUAUAAAUAACGACAGAAAAUGAUAAUUUACCAACAUAUUUUGGAUCUGGAAAGUCGACGGAACAAAAAUGAUGUAUCGCAGUCUCAGAGAGCUACUCCUGACCAUUAUGGUUAUGUUAAUGCUGUCUACGUCACUCGCCAAACCACGGAAUAUCGUUUUUAUCGUUGCCGACGAUCUUGGAUGGAAUGACGUCGGUUUUCACAAUGCGGACAUGAUCACUCCAAAUAUUGAUAGGCUUGCGAAUAGAGGUGUGAUUUUGAACAGUUCUUAUGUUCAGCCGGUAUGCACACCUUCGCGACACUCCUGGAUGACUGGAAUUUAUCCAUUCAAGGCAGGCUUACAAAGAGGAACUAUACAUCCUGGACAAGCAACAUGCUCGCCCCUUGAUAUGGAAUUCUUUCCACAAAAGUUACAAAAGCUGGGAUAUUCUACCCACAUGGCGGGAAAAUGGCACCUUGGUUUUUGUAACUGGGACUGCACGCCUACAAAUCGCGGGUUCGACUCGUUUCUAGGAUACUACAACGGUCAAGAAGAUUAUUAUAAUAAAACAUUUCUAAGUGGUACUGACUUUCACGACAACAGAACGCCUAUAACAGGAGACAACAGAUAUUCUGCCUUUGUGUAUGCAGAUAGAGCAAAGUCAGUUAUCAAAAAUCAUAACAAAACAAAGCCUCUUUUCUUAUACCUUCCGUUCCAGUCAGUGCAUGCUCCAAUUCAAGUGCCGAAGCGUUUUGAGGACAUGUAUCCAGAUAUCGCUAAUGAUCAGAGAAGGCAAUAUUCGGGCAUGGUGUCUGCCAUGGAUGAAGCUAUUGGAAAUGUUACGCAAGCUUUGGUCGAUAACGGUAUGAUGGAUGACACUUUGAUUAUAUUUACGGCUGACAACGGAGGAUGGCCCGGCCAUGGAGGAAACAACUACCCAUUGCGAGGAGGAAAAAUAACUAUUUUUGAAGGGGGCACGAGAACUGUGUCAUUUGUUUCUGGAUCAGGUAUUGGAAAGCCUGGAUCCACAUACAACGGCUUAAUUCAUGCUGUCGACUGGCAUCCGACAAUUUUGGCAGCCGCUGGUAGUUCAAUGGACGACACGAACGAUAACAUUGACGGUUUGAACCAGUGGAAAGCAAUUAGUUUAGGAGGGGAAUCGAUGAGAACAGAGCUAGUUUAUAAUAUAGACAAUUUUGUCUUAGCACCAAAUGGACAUGCUGCGAUACGGGUAGGAGAUUUCAAACUGAUAGACGGGUAUCCAGGACCGUAUCAGGACUGGUACAAGCCAGAACAAGGGUAUGAAAAUAAUCAUCACGUGACGACAGAUUACUCCAAGAUAGUGAAAGAUGAUUUAGCCAAAAAUAAUGGUGAAUGGAAAGGAGACGGACUUUAUAAUUUGAAAGACGACCCCACGGAGCACCAUGAUGUCUCUAAACAAUACCCCGAGAUUGUAAAAACCCUGAAAGCUAAACUAGACGAGUAUAGGAAAAGUUACGUAACACCAAAUGAUCCAUUAAUUGAUCCUAAAGCCAAUCCAAAAAACUAUGGCGGGUUUUGGAUGCCUGGUUGGUGUUAAAUGAUAUUUAUAUGUGCUUCAGAAUAACAGUGCAAUUGAUUAAUUCUCAGAUUUACAAACAUGUUGGCAUGAUUCGAUUAAUGUCUUUCUUCAAGCCAGAUUUUGUGUUACUUCAUGCGAUUAUUUAGUCCACACAUAUGCUAUGAAUCGAAAUCUAUUGAAGAAGCUGUACAUGUGACAUGCUUCAUUGAUCGCUUGCUUUUUAAACGCGGUACUUGAUUGGGUAGUGGAGAAACUAUCAUGUUUUUUACUCUUUGGAAGUGUUAUAAAAUGAUCAUAACAUUGUUGGUUUUGUUAAGUAAAUCUUAAAAUGAAUCUGAAAAUUGAAACAUUAUGAUGGUUUUAUUUUGUUUUUACAUUAAUUAAGGCACAUUCCCCAAAUUCAUUAAAUUGAUAGAUGUUCAUCCUUUCUUUUAAUUUUACAACAAUUAUGAAUUUGAAACUACUGUAUCAAUUUUACUCUUUUGGGUCCAAUAACCAUUCUUAAAAACUCUCAUAGUUUUAAAAGUAGUUUCUCAGUAAAUCUUAACAAACGCAUCUAAAAUUCGUUACCUAUGAGGGGUUUUAUACAUAAAAUAUGUGCUGUGAUGCUAUAGUUUGUACAGUUUUAAAAGUGUUCAUUGUCAUUUGAAAUCUCUGAUGUAAAUAGUAAUUGUCAUAAUACUUUGUUUUGUUGGAAAUCAAAAAAACAUUUGGCCAUUUUGCAAAUAAAUAAAUCAUCUUAAAACUUCAACAAUUUUUAUUUCAUUAUAUUUGCUUAGAACACAAGAAAUGCAGAAAAAGUUCAGAAAAUAUUUUUGUGUUUUUAUUUAUUUCAUUAUUAAUAUUUAUUUGUGAACUUAGUAAAUCAUUUUUCUACAGAUCAUGUCAUUUUGUAUAUCAGUUUUGAGCAGUUUUUGAUUAUUUUUUUUAAUUAGUAUUUUUUUUUUUAUAUUAUGAUUGAAAGAAAAGGGUAGUAUGAAUGAAAUUUUAUUCAUUUGAUUAAAAUGUAGUAUAAUUAUUGCUGACAAUCAUAUAGUUUGUUUUAUUAUGAUAAAGAAAGUUGAUUUUCAAACCACUAGCUUCUUUAUUACUGAUGGCUGGUUAUACAUUGGAUUGGUAGAUAUCAGAGCCAAUACACUGAGACCUGGGUAUCAUACAGAAAAAUGAAGUCCAUACACUGUGACUGUACAAUCACACAUACAUUGUAAAGGCUUGAUGAAAUGAUUGAAAAAUAGACUUUUCCUUAAAUAUAUUAUACAUUCAUGCAUCCUUAAAGGUGUUUCAGGUAGCAGGAAAAUGCAUCUUUUCAUGUGGCAUAUUAAUAGAAUUUCGACAUCGGGAGGGAUAACCCACCCCAGGUUUGGCCCCCCAGCAAAAAAUCCUGGACACGGGCCUGAUGUCUAUGUUCAAGAGCUGUUUCUUUUUUGCAUUAUAUUAGAAAAUACAAGAACAAA
Molecule: messenger RNA, 3072 nt
Organism: Mercenaria mercenaria
Lineage: Eukaryota; Metazoa; Mollusca; Bivalvia; Venerida; Veneridae
Product: arylsulfatase B-like
Exons: 2
Coding region: 146-1636 (496 amino acids)
Source: RefSeq, a predicted model, not a curated record